Didymodactylos carnosus is the source of this 1969-nucleotide messenger RNA. Lineage: Eukaryota; Metazoa; Rotifera; Eurotatoria; Philodinida; Philodinidae. The record is from the annotation of a GenBank genome assembly.
GAGUAAUUGUAUUUCAAGUUCCUCGACAGCAUUGUAGAAGACAAAAUUUUCCAGGGUUUUUGAUUCCACGUAGUUUUUCUUCCGGAUGGUAAAUGUAACGUUUAUUUUUAUCAAACUACUCACAAUACUUGAUAUACUAAGUUUUAUUAUUUCAGCUUCAACAACUACAUCAACAGUAACUAGCACAGCUUCUAUUUCAUGUUUAUCAACAAUACCUUGUCCUGUUGGUCCAUCAUGGUCGCAAAAUCCUUAUGCUAUUGUGACUGGUUUAACCGAUAAUUACCAAAUUGCUGUUGAUUCAGUUGGGAAUUUCUAUGUGGUUUUAAAUGCAGGAGGGCAAGUAUUACAAUUUACACCGGCAAGUAAAUCAAGUUCAUCAGUAAUUGCAGGUGGCUUAACGACGCCUUUAUACGCUCUUUUUCUUGAUCAAAGCGAUCUUCUAUACUUUUCUGUUGCCGGAAGCAAUCAAGUAUACAGCUAUUUCGAUGGAGUAAACAUUGUAGUUGCUGGCGACGGUACGGCGGGUACUGGUGAAAACCAGUUACAUGGUCCACAAGGAUUUUUCGUCGAUUGUAGUGGUAAUCUUUAUAUUAGUGACAGUGGCAAUAAUCGUGUUCAGCGAUACAGCAGUAGUAAUCCAACAAGUGGAUGCACAGUUGCUGGUGAUGCUUAUAGUAAUAGUGGUAACAGUUUAAGUAAUUUCAAUAUUCCAAUUGACACAAAAUUUGAUGCAUCUGGAAAUAUGAUUGUUCUUGAUUCUUUUAAUUACCGUAUGCUAAGUUUUGCAUCUGGCUCAAGAACGGGAACACUUACUGCUGGCGAUGGCACUGCUGGGACAAGUUCUGGUCAAGCAGCAGGCACUACAUAUGCACAAAUGAUACAGUCCCAAACAAUUUACAUUGAUGGUUGUGCGAAUGUGUAUGUAGCAGACUCUGGUGGUGAAGGUGUCGUUAAAUAUACAAGUUCAUCAACAGCUGGUACAGUGAUUGUAACUGGUGCCAGUUCAGCAGCACCACAAGCAGACGGAUUAACAUUUGAUCCACUAGGUAAUCUAUAUGUAAGCGAGCGUAAUACUGGAAUCAAUAAAUUUGCAAUGAUACCAUAUUGUGAUCCGGGUAGCAGUGGAGUUCUAGCUGUAACGUCAUGUUUGUCGUCAUCUUGUAUAACUGCAUCCUCAUACACCGCAGUCGGUACAGUCACCAGUACUAGUGUCAUUCCUUAUGGUAUAGCUAUCGACUCUUCUGAAAAUGUUUAUGUUACCGAUGGGAGCACUAAUAGCAUUAUUAAAUUUGUAUCUGGAACUCCAACAACAGUUGCAAGUGGUACUACUCCACUGGGUGUCUUUGUUGAUUCGAGUAAUAAUAUUUAUAUGUCGCACUCCCUAACGACGAUAGAAAAAUGGUUGCCUGCCGAUCCACCAUCAGGUGGCACAAUUGUGGCCGGAAAUAAUGGUCAAGGUAAUGCACAAAAUCAAUUAAAUGCACCAGUAAACUUUUUUGUUGAUUGUUCUGGUAAUCUAUUUAUUGCUGAUUCUUCAAACAGUCGUGUUCAACGAUGGACGCCCGGUGCUUCAUCAGGAUGUACAAUGGCGGGUGAAAGAAACGGUGUCAAUGGUAGUGCAUCUUAUUUAUUAUCUCUUAGUCUUGAUGUGAAGUUCACACAAUCGGGCAAUAUGUUUGUCAUUGAUCAACUCAAUCACCGCAUACAAAAAUUCUUGCCUGGUUUUACAUACGGCGUUACAGUUGCCGAAAGUUUGCCUUUGCCAUACGCAUUGGCUGUAGAUAAUUGUGAAAAUAUUUAUGUUAGCGAUCAAACUAAUGGUGUUUAUAAAUUCACCAGCGGCUCAACGACCGGUACACUGAUAAUUUCUGUUACAGGAGGAUCACGUGGAAUAGCACUAAAUCCUGUCAAUGGUAAUCUUUAUGUAAUUUUUAAAAGUGAUGGACUAGUUCAUAAAUAUACAGUAUGA